UUAACGCUAUAUUCUACAGGAAUUCCUGUGCGACAUCGCUCUCCGGCAGAUGGAAUUUCGGCGGGCGGCGCAGCUCUUUGCCCUUGCUGGGCUUUUAGAGUAGUCAAAUAAUCCCAGACCAGCAACCAUGAAGGUGAAGGUUAUUAGCCGUUCGGAAGAGGAUUAUACACGGGAACGCAAAAGCGACCUGCGUAAGGUGCAACGCAAUUACGACCCGCUGCUUCACCCAUUAGAAAAAGCGAAAGAAUACACACGAGCGCUCAACGCCGCCAAGCUUGACCGCAUCUUCGCCAAGCCCUUCAUCGCUGCGCUUCCGCACGACGAUGGUGUCACUUGCCUGGCACGGAACCCCAAGCUCGUCAACAGCAUUGUCGCCGGCGCCGCGGAUGGCGAAAUCCGUAUCUGGGACGUUCCUCAGAAGCGCACGCUGAGGCGGCUGGUUGGCCACACAGCCGCCGUCAAAGGCAUCUCCUUCGCGCCCGAUGGCGAGACAUGCGUGUCCGCCAGCACAGACGCCACGGUCAAACUCUGGAAAGUACCAUACGCACCUUUUGAAGCAGGUAUCGUCCAAGGCGACGCCGAGCCGGUGUUUGAAUUUCAGGGCAAGAACGCAUUCCGCGGAAUUGACCACCAUUGGGACCGCUCCGUCUUCGCCACCGCGGGCGCUGCAAUCGAUAUUUGGGACCACAGUCGAUCUGAGCCCAUACAGUCGUUCACGUGGGGAUCUGAUACGGUCACUUCCGCUCGCUUUAAUCCGGCCGAACCCGACGUGUUUGCGUCUACCGGCUCCGACCGCUCCAUCGCCCUGUACGACCUGCGCCGCGCCACCCCCCUCCGCAAGCUGGUCAUGCAGACCCGCUGUAACGCCCUGUCCUGGAACCCAAUGGAGCCCUUCAACUUCACCGCCGCUAACGAGGACUGCUGCCUGUACACCUUCGACAUGAGGAAGCUGGCAUCAGCGCUGUGCGUGCUCAAGGACUUUGUUUCCGCGGUAAUGGAUGUGGACUACUCCCCGACGGGUCGGGAGUUCGUUGCGGGGUCGUACGACCGCUCCUUGCGCAUCUUCUCCGUAAGCGGGGGUCACUCCAGGGAGGUCUACACCACCAAGCGCAUGCAGCGCGUGUUCGCGGUGAGGUUCAGCGGAGACGCCACCUACGUCUUCAGCGGCAGCGAUGACAUGAAUGUACGGUGCUGGAAGGCCAAGGCCUCUGAGCAGCUAGGUGUACGGCUGCCCCGGGAGAAACACAAACAGGCGUACAACGAUGCGCUGUUGGAGCGGUACAAGCACAUGCCGGAGAUCAAGCGUAUCGCGCGGCACAGGCAUCUGCCGGCUCCCAUCUACAAGGCGGCCAAGACGCGCCGUGCUGUCGUUGAGAGCGACCGACGCAAGCUGGAGCGCCGUAUUGAGCACAGUGCACCGGGAUCCAUCGUGGUGAAGCCCGAGCGCAAGAAGAAGAUCCUGGCGCAGCUUGAGUAGGUGUUCAUGUGGGUAGCUGCGUGUUGUGUUUUCAGUGGGACGUGAUGUACGGCAGGGAAGGAGGAGGUGGAGGUGGUAAAGGAGGAGGGAGAGAAGCUGCCGCAGCAGUGGGCGCCGCAUGGGGUUGAUGGGAACGGUGGAUGUGGUGCGGUGCGUGAGGGAGCACCCGGGGGUGGAAGCACCCGCAGCCGCAACGAAACUGCGAGAGGAGGAGGAAGAGGAGGAGGAAGUGAAGAGGGAGGAGGAGGAGGAGGAGGAAGAGGAGGAGGAAGUGAAGAGGGAGCAGGAGGAGGAGGAGGAGGAGGAGGAGGAGGUGAAGAGCCCGGGGAGGUGGUGGCAACAGCACUGCGGCAAUGCGCUGAGGGCAGCAGAUGUGGAGCUGCCGGCGGUUGAAGGGAAGGCAAAAGCCGUGUAAGAGGAAGUUGAGGUGACGAGGUGAAGCACAUGGUGCUAAGUUUCUUAGCAUGUGUUCGAUGGCUGUGGAUGCGGAUGGGUUUGCGCGUCCUGUUUUGCUCAUUUUGCUCAUUUGGAUGGAAAACAACGCUUCGGAGCUAUGCGGUUUCUUGUGCGGCUGGCACCGAGUUGACGACAUUUUUGCAGUGAGCACCGCGGCCACGAGCGGUUUGGUAGUGUGUGCUGGGGGCCUGUCCAUGGAGGCAGUGGAGUGCGACAUGACCAGGAGACCCGUAAUUUGCACAUGUAUUACUGCGUAACGGAGCGAGGGGAAUGUAUGAUACCACUACAGACGUGCUAUGGCAUUGGUGUAGUGCGGCUUUCGGAUGACCAUGGCAUCCCAACUGUAAGCUAUUGUUAAU
Volvox carteri f. nagariensis is the source of this 2292-nucleotide messenger RNA. RefSeq lists its product as uncharacterized. The transcript is spliced from 6 exons. The record is from RefSeq and is a predicted model, not a curated record. Gene Ontology annotation, molecular function: protein binding. The coding region runs from base 128 to 1477 and encodes 449 amino acids. Gene Ontology annotation, biological process: maturation of SSU-rRNA from tricistronic rRNA transcript (SSU-rRNA, 5.8S rRNA, LSU-rRNA). Lineage: Eukaryota; Viridiplantae; Chlorophyta; Chlorophyceae; Chlamydomonadales; Volvocaceae. Gene Ontology annotation, cellular component: small-subunit processome; nucleolus.